UGGGUCAGCCACAGUCGAGUAUCGUGCUCCGAGUGACACGGGUUCAACGGCUGAAAAUUAUCGUAACGAAUUAGCGAUCCAUCAUGUCGCCUACCGUAGUGCCGAAAGUGAAGUUCAACAACGGAAAGGAAAUCCCGGUCUUCGGUCUGGGGACGUGGAAGUCAAAGCCCGGCGAAGUUACUCAGGCGGUGAAGGACGCGAUCGACAUCGGCUACCGGCACAUCGAUUGCGCCCACGUAUACGGAAACGAGAAGGAAGUCGGUGCGGCGCUGAAGGCGAAAUUCGCCGAAGGAGUGGUGAAACGGGAGGACCUCUUCAUAACCAGCAAACUUUGGAACACGUUCCACAGACCGGACCUCGUCGAGCCAGCCCUGAAAACCACCCUCAGUGACCUUGGCCUUGAGUACAUUGACCUCUACUUGAUCCACUGGCCGUUUGGCUACAAAGAAGACCCGACGACCCUCUUUCCCUCAAAUCCCGAUGGCACCGUGGCGUACAGCGACGUCGACUACCUCGACACCUGGAAGGCGAUGGAAGCCGUGAACAAGAAGGGACUCGCCAAGAGCAUCGGAGUGAGCAACUUCAACUCUGAACAACUCGAGAGAGUCGUGAAGAACGCUGAAAUCCUACCGGUGACGAAUCAGGUCGAAUGCCAUCCGUACCUGCCUCAGUUGAAACUGUCCGAAUUCUGCAAAAGCAAGAACAUCAUAUUGACGGGUUACAGUCCUCUCGGCUCUCCGGACAGACCUUGGGCCAAACCCGGCGACCCUCAACUUCUCGAAGACGCCAAGCUUAAAGAGCUUGCCGUUAAGUACAAGAAGACUCCCGCCCAAGUCGUCAUCCGCUACCAGAUCGAUCGUGGACACGUAGUCAUUCCGAAGUCCGUGACUAAAUCUCGCAUCGCCGAAAACUUUAACGUUUUCGACUUCAAACUGGCACCUGAAGACAUCGAGUACAUCAACAGUUUCGACUGCAACGGCAGAAUUUGUCCCUUAGACAACGUGAAGACCCACAAAUACUGGCCAUUCCAGAUUCCGUACUAAUUAAGGACAGGAAGAAUUAACCCUUACGCAUAGUUAGUCUUUACGUCAUAUCUAUUUCGAAUAUAUUUUUGUUUCUUUGUAUUACCGGGUGUAAAUUCAAAGAGUACAUCCACCGUUUAUUAAAUAAAAUUACCAUAAAUUCU
This is a messenger RNA of Neodiprion virginianus, 1186 nucleotides long. RefSeq names its product aldo-keto reductase family 1 member B1-like. The record is from RefSeq and is a predicted model, not a curated record. Gene Ontology annotation, molecular function: aldose reductase (NADPH) activity. NCBI's taxonomy places the organism in Eukaryota, Metazoa, Arthropoda, Insecta, Hymenoptera, Diprionidae. Gene Ontology annotation, cellular component: cytosol. The transcript is spliced from 5 exons. The coding region runs from base 84 to 1043 and encodes 319 amino acids.